This is a messenger RNA of Exophiala spinifera, 2004 nucleotides long. RefSeq lists its product as uncharacterized. The transcript is spliced from 4 exons. Gene Ontology annotation, molecular function: protein binding. NCBI's taxonomy places the organism in Eukaryota, Fungi, Ascomycota, Eurotiomycetes, Chaetothyriales, Herpotrichiellaceae. The record is from RefSeq and is a predicted model, not a curated record. The coding region runs from base 1 to 2004 and encodes 667 amino acids.
AUGGCAGAAAUCGUCGGUGUCGUCGCCAGUGGUGCCGGUGUCGCUUCUCUAGGAAUUGAGCUUCUUCAGAUUGCGUACGGGCUGAAGGACUUUUCUUCGUCCAUCAAGGAUGCGCCUGCGGAGAUCGCCUGCCUGAUAGACGAGUUACUCCUUCUGACCAAUAUUUUGAAAGGCAUAUGGGACAGGCGUCCUCCUGAAACCUCAGGAACAGUUCCAGAAGCGACCUGGGAGGCUUGUCACCAACAUUGUGAAUCAGCAGUCGGUAUCUUGGCUAGCGUAGCCACAGAGCUUGAGGCGUCUCUAAAGAAGCAUAAAAUAUUGGGCAGCUUGAGAGUGGUGUUAAGUCAACAGAAAGUCAGCAAAUAUAAAGAGCGGUUAGAAAGGGCGAAAUCGAUUCUCCUGUUGGCGCAACAGGCGUCAUUCUUCACGUUUAUGCAGAUCCAACAGGCAUCAAUACUAUCCAAAGUCGAGGCUACACAAAAUCUCCUUCAACCUACCGUCCGCCAAAUUGAAAGCCGGGCCGUGGUCAGUUCUAUCGCUGUCCAGGUGCCAAAGCCUGUGGAAACUGAGACAGAUACUGUCCAAAUGACAUGUUCAAAGCCAAGAUACCCCCGACUCAAGCCAAGUUGGGCAUUUCGACUCUCGCCAUGGUGGCUAAACAGAGUUUUUGAGAUGCAAAGAGACCAUUCUUGGCAGGGAUUCUCAUUUUCGCUUCGCUCCUACAAAAUUCGUUCCUGGGAUACUUUGGCGAUUGCUGGAGAAAGCUCAGUUACCGAAGUGGUCCAGAUGUUACAAGACAAGAAGCUUUUCUUAUGGGAUCAGGAUCCGAGUGGGCGCACUGUUCUACACUUUGCUGCGCUCGCGGAAAACUUCAAAUUGUGUCAAUUCCUAGUUCGUUCUGGUCUUGACGUUAACUCCCGAGCAAGAUAUGCUGAAACUCCUUUCGACAUGCUAUGGGUCAAUGACUUCUAUGAGCUUACACGUACUAAAUAUAUGGAGAAGCCAGAUCUAUUUGAGAUGGUCAAGCUGCUCGCUAUCGAAAACGGAGCCGAUGAGAUACUGCGGGAAAGCCAUCUAGACUCACGCGAGGUAUUCAGUCGAAAUUCCCCAUCAGUGACAGCAUUUAUUGGGAAAUAUCUCGCAAUGGAUAUGAGCUAUGAGCAAGCAGCUCAGUAUCGUUUCACAAGCGCCAUGAGCUCGCUGGAGUUUGAUGACGGAUUCUUCUGGGCAAGACUGGGAACAGAAACGAUCCCUGAAUUGAACGUGGCUCGGAUGUUGAAUGAAAACGCUGACGGCUGGAAACUCUUUCACAGAAUAGCGGGCCAUUUCGGACGCGUUUACUCAACAACAAAGAACCAGCCCGAAAUCUUAGAAAAGAUGCUUGGAUGGCAGAAGGUCGUGGAGUUUUUGGUUUUCUUCCAGCCGAUAUUGACAGUUCCUCUGGAUAGGAGAUACGAACAUAAGACGUGCCGGUCGCCUUUAUCAAGACUCCUUGAAGGUGCACUAUUCGACAGGAGAGUUGUCCCUGGACAUAACUUCCACCAAAAGGAUCUACUCCAAGUACUAUACGCCUGGGUGCAAUGGCUAAUGGAUAUAGGGGUGAAUACCGCCCAGUAUGGUAAUUUGGAGAAGCAGUGGGUAAAGCUAUACCCAGCGCAUUUUACUCGCAACUUGGAAUUUAUUGGGAAGCACAGCUACAGAGUAAUCUGCUUGGAAACCGGUCCUUCUGCUUCUGACUGGAAUAUUUGGCUCAACAACCCCCUGGACGAGCAUUCUGAGGAUUUCUGGUUCUUGACAGAGAAUCCGGAGUAUUUCAUACCAGGAGCAUGGCAAUUGUCACCUGCAAACUACGGCUUUUUUCAUAUGGACUGCUGGAAAGUCUAUCUGUCCUCUCUCCGGAGAUGCAAGAGGCUGUUUAGGUACAUGCAGCUGCCUCAGAAACCUGCUUAUGUGAUAGGGGUAUCAAUUGCCAUUAUCAUUGUGGUUGGGAUCUCAGCGGCUUGA